CUUCACGUCACCACCUCCUCCACAUCCACCUGCAUGUACUUACACCCGAUCUGACCCGGCAAACACGAUGUUGUCGUUGUUGACAGGCAUUGCGAUAAUGGAGCCUUGAUGGUUGAGCCUCAGCCAGACUCUCGCCAUGCCAAGGCACACACCAUCGACCUCGCUACUUGAACCUCAACAUCACGUAUACCAUGCAGCCCGUAUCUACGCCAUGAAGCCCGGGUACCCGGUUUUGGAGUCCUUCGCUUUCAAUGCUCCGGAUGAUAUUCGGAUCAUUCGUCAGCCCGAUCUGUCACUAGCGCCCUGCGACUGCAUGAACAAGCACCCCGACCUCGGUUUUCAGGGUCUUGUAGCUCGAGCUGUACAACAGUUCCAAAAAGCAAGCCAUGCCAUGUUCUGCGUGACAACAGAGUACAAGCAAUUCCAGCCAUGCGGGUCCUGGAACCCCUGCCAGCUGAGCCUUACGGAGCUGGGUUGGAAAUGUGCAACGUCAGGGAAGAUGGUCAAUCAGCUUCGAGAGUUCACGGUAAGCAACAAAAGGGACUGUUCUGAGCUAGCUCGUCAGCCUUAUUGUGCUUCCGUGUCUUAGAGUCAUCCACCAGGUACACACGAAUGAGGAGAAACCUAAUCAACACUUUGGUACUGCUACUGUAUACUUUCUUAGCGGCGGAGACCGGCAUGCUCUAGUCUAUCCUCACAGGCUUUCUAGCGUUUCGCGAAAUCCUUCCAAUCAGCAUUUCCAGGCUAUAUGGUCAUUCGCUCGGUAUAGACGCAUUCUUUCAGCCAGAAUAUGUACAG
Molecule: messenger RNA, 798 nt
Organism: Macroventuria anomochaeta
Lineage: Eukaryota; Fungi; Ascomycota; Dothideomycetes; Pleosporales; Didymellaceae
Exons: 1
Coding region: 137-589 (150 amino acids)
Source: RefSeq, a predicted model, not a curated record